AUGAGACCUCUUUGGCUGCCUAGGUCGAGGGCACACCCCGUGCUCUGCCUCUACACAGCGAACCACACCGGAGUCAACUGCGCGGAGAAUGUUUCAGGUUGUUCUUUCUCCCGAUCUCCUCCCAUCGUAGAACAUCCAGAAAUCCUAGAGUCGUCCAUCGGGUGCGGCGGUUGCCCAGCGCGCCCCGCGGUGCCGCCGACGAGGAGUCGUAGUCCUCGAUCUCGCCCUCCCCCCUCUCCUCCGCGCCCGCCGACACGGGCCGCGUUUCCGCGUCCUCGGCUGGGCUGCCGGCGGCAGCGAUGCGGUGCGCCGUCGGCGCCGGCGGAGUUCCCGUCUUCUCCCCUACAUCGCAAGCGCAGUGCCGGCCUGCCUACGUCAGGGUUGCUCGCCACAUGGCCGACCCGGAGGUGGAGCGCUGCAACCAGGAAGGAAAGGCUCUGCUGUCUUAACAAGGAUGGAAAGUAUAACAGCAUACACAAACCAACAUGGAUAACCCAUAUCCGGACAGAUGGGACCUGGAAGAUACACCAGCAACAGAAGCAACAGUUCUCAAAAUUGCAAAAGAGCGAUAUAGAGGCUGGCGAUCAACUCCAAGAUUUAUGUUGCUUACUUACAUUGCUAAAAGUGCAAUUCUAUUUGCAGGUGCCUACGAAAAGGAUUGGCAAAGAAAAUAGUAGUCCAAACUUCCAAAAUACUCUUUUACAGAGAUCUUGUCCUAGUAAGACUCCAGGUGCUAGCCUAACUGUUAUUUCUUCAAAUGCGCUCAUACAAGCUGCAACAAGGAAUAUUGAAUGUUUAAAGCAAUGGAUCCAAAGAACUAGCUUGACUGGACUCUAGAUCACGGACAAUUUAGUAUUAGCACUUAAUUAGGAUGGCUAAAUUACAUUUGAUGGAUAUUUGCUAUGAGAAAUAUGAAUUUUAUGAAUCUACAGAUUAUAAGUAUGGUUUUAAAUAUUGUAAUUAAUGCCUGUAUUUUUUUACGGUUGCAAUAGGCUAUUACCACAACCCACUUUCGGUUGCCA
Aegilops tauschii subsp. strangulata is the source of this 1022-nucleotide messenger RNA. Lineage: Eukaryota; Viridiplantae; Streptophyta; Magnoliopsida; Poales; Poaceae. The record is from RefSeq and is a predicted model, not a curated record.